Messenger RNA from Coccomyxa subellipsoidea C-169, 1486 nucleotides. RefSeq lists its product as hypothetical. The record is from RefSeq and is a predicted model, not a curated record. Bases 229 to 1110 code for a protein of 293 amino acids. The transcript has 8 exons. NCBI's taxonomy places the organism in Eukaryota, Viridiplantae, Chlorophyta, Trebouxiophyceae, Coccomyxaceae. Gene Ontology annotation, molecular function: calcium ion binding.
GGACCGCAGUCGCAAAAAAUCACGCAAGUUUUGAGACGCUUUCUCUGUUGAAGUGCUCUGGGCAAAGGCAAGACACUGCUGGUCGGGAUGCGCGCCUUCAGCACGGUACAGUGCAGGAUGUCUGCAGCUACAGGGUGCAACAGAUCGCAUAUGAUGGUCUGUAGCAGGCCAUCAGUCAGGAUAGGGACACCACGGGCGUUUACAGUGGUGGUCCCUCGGCGGCGAAUGAUGGUGGUGCGCGCCGAGCAGAAGGACGACAAGGAGAAAAAGCAAACAGACAAGCUGGUCAAAGGUCUGGACAAAAACACUGCGCAGAAGGUCCUCCAGGUCUGGGAGCAGUCAGGCGCAUCGUCACCGGACGAGCUCAGAAAACUGCUUGUCAAGCGGUCUGUGCAGAGCGCCGGCGUGGUCCUUGUGCAGACACUCUUAGACGCAGGGGCUUCAUGGGGAGGUUUCACAACAGCGCAAUAUCUGUCACAGGGUGGGGAUUUCUUUGGAAAGAUUGUGGUGCAGUACCUGGCCUAUUUCCUGGGCCUCUAUUUUGCCAUUGGCGUCUUCCUGGACCUCUUUCUGCUGGGGGCCACUGCCUUUGCUGGCAUCAAUUACAGCACCAACGCCGAAGCCUUCCUCAAGGCUGUGAAGCAGGUGGCGGGUGACAGUCCUAACGGCCUCAGCGUGGUCAACAAGGCGCAGAACGCGGUCAACACCCUGAAGAUCAUCACCGCUCUCAAUGAGAUCUCCGACAUCCUCAAGAGCAAGGGCAGCGCGGGAGCUGCGCCGGCGGACACGCUGCAGAACCUGCAGGUGUUCCUGACCCUCCAGAAGGCCGAGGAGAAGGGAUUCAGCCCAGACAAGUACGGGCUGACGCCUGAUCAGGCAGCGGAUCUCGCAGUCAUCUUUACAAAGUAUGACACCAACGAUGACAUGGUCCUGGAACCGUCGGAGGUCCGCAAGCUCUUCCAAGAGGAGGGAUAUGACUUUGAUGCGGCUGAGUCGAAGGAAGCUGUCAAGCUUCUGGACAAGAACAACGACGGGAUCAUCAGCUUUGAGGAAUUUGUUGAAUGGUCACAAAGCAAGUUGGACCCUGCCAAAGCACCAGCCAAGGUGUAAUCUGCUGCUUGCGCAUCAUAUGAUUUUUGCACAGCUUGGGGAGGAACGGGGACUGCGUCAGUGUCUGUACCUUUGGAAGGGUCCAGGCACAGUCCAAUAAGUUCAGAUCGCUGAUUGUGAUCAGUGUACUGUUUUGUUCUUCAUCCGCUUGAGCAUAUGCUUCUUGUAGAGUCCAAUGUUGAUUUUGAGUGAGAGUUCUGCGAGUUUCAUUUCUGCAAAUGACAGCUUCUACUUCCGAUGCGCCACUUUAACGGUGGCCACGGAGCCAUGAAGUCUGAUCAGACGGACGUUCGAUUGAAUUUAGUACGUAGCCAGCUCUUUGAGGCUUUAGCUUUCCGGGCUCCUUCUAUUCACAUCAUGUCAAUAAUGGUUGGGU